Molecule: messenger RNA, 906 nt
Organism: Hymenoscyphus albidus
Lineage: Eukaryota; Fungi; Ascomycota; Leotiomycetes; Helotiales; Helotiaceae
Source: the annotation of a GenBank genome assembly
CUCAGCAUCCUUCAAAAAACCGUACGGAGUAUCUGAAGAGAAUAAGGACCUGAACAGGAAAGCAUCUGAUCUAUAUCAUUCGACCCACAAUAGCCCCUUGGCGAGCAAAUCUAAUGCGCGCACUCGUCCACUAAACCCGGCCAGCGAUCAUAUUGAUCACCAAGGGUCGGGGCUUCUUAUCCACUUUUAAUAAUCCUCUGCCUUCACAUGUCCCUAAAAUGCAUAUCCCCAAGAAGAUAAAAAGUGGCGAACGGGUCUGUUUCAACUUGGCGAGACUCUAUUACUGGUCCAAAAUUCGUCCCCGUAUUUGCGAUUCGUCAACUUGCAGCAGCUCGCAUGUCACUCUCCAGAUUUAGGUCUAAGUACGGAGCAUUAUUUGUUUUUCAUCAACCUCGAUUCCUUCAGGUCCUCCGUAUAAUUUGGAAGGUCUCCCUUGUUUGAUCAUUGACCCCUCAUUGGCCCCUCUUAUCCAUCAUGGUAAUCUUCAACAUUCUCGCUCUGACACUAUGUGCGUUCUCGCCUGUCAGUUCGAGAUUGCUUCCUCGACAAGUCUUUCCGAAUUCUACAUCUGAGUCUUCCCCGAAUCCAAUUGGGCAUCUUUAUCCAACUAGUGUGACUGGUACUCUCAAUGGCACUGUUUCUUUGGUACCGAUCCCGUACAGUCUUGCCAGAAGCAUUAUCCCAUCGCAAUACGGGAUUCUCACCAAAGCAUACGAGGCAUUACUUCCUGGAUUUCCAAAGGAUAGCUACCCCGUAAGUUGAGAAAGAACAGGAAGCUCUUCGUCAAGCUGGAAAUCAAUAGCACAAAGCUGAUCACAUGUUCAGCUACUCAUCCGAGUCCCUUUGGAUCAUGAUCUUGAAUUUGGGGGAUUACAUUUAGUUCCAGAUUUCCAGGUUGAUCUUUGA